AUGAAUUCUUUAUUCUAUUUGGUUGUGUCGUUCCUUUUAGUGACCUUUGUUUGGUGUUUCAGUCCUCAGGAGGUUGAAGUCUUCCAAUUACAACAUGAUCUGGUUGAGAAAUAUGGACCCAAUAUGAACUUUUACAAAUUUUUGAAAUUAAAGAAGGGUAAAGAUUCAACAUCUAAGGAAAUUAUCAAGCAUCUAAGGAAAUUGGCCAAAAAAUAUCAUCCUGAUAAGAAUAAAAAAUAUAAAAAGUUAUAUGAAAGGUUAAAUCUAGCUACCAAUAUCUUAAGUAACGAUGAAAGAAAAAAAAUGUAUGAUUAUUACUUGAAGAAUGGUUUUCCAGAUUAUGAUUUUAAUAAAGGUGGGUAUUUUUUUAACAGAGUACAACCAAAGACGUAUGUGAUUUUGUUAUUUGUUUACUUGGCUGUUAGUGUGAUUCACUAUGGGGUAUUAAGAUUACAAUAUACAUCAAGUAGAAAAAGAAUAGAAGAUUUUAUUAGUCAGUGUAAGGAACUGGAUGACACAGAUUCGCUAGGUGAAAAAAGAUUGACAUUUCAACAGCAUCCAGAAGAUAAACCCAAAGAGUUAUUAAUUAAAUUUGGGGACGUUUAUUUGUUAGAGCCAAACCCAAGAGAUGAUUCGAAUCCAAUUAGGACAAUCAUAUCUCCUGAUACUUUAGAAGAACCUACUGUAAUGGAUUGUUUUUUUUUCACGCUACCUCUGUGGUUUUUCAGUAAAUUGACAAGAAAGAAUCAUGAUCAGAUUAAAGACAAAUCUAUGAAUAAAAAAAACAAUGGAUCGCAACGUAGUAAGACUAAGAAUAAAGGUAAGAACCAAUGA
Messenger RNA from Arxiozyma heterogenica, 834 nucleotides. RefSeq names its product Erj5p (gene ERJ5). The transcript has a single exon. The record is from RefSeq and is a predicted model, not a curated record. NCBI's taxonomy places the organism in Eukaryota, Fungi, Ascomycota, Saccharomycetes, Saccharomycetales, Saccharomycetaceae. Bases 1 to 834 code for a protein of 277 amino acids. Gene Ontology annotation, cellular component: endomembrane system.